AUGUCGUUCGAUGCUCAAGCUUAUCAUGAUCAUGCUGCUUCUCAAUCUAAUUUCAUGGCCUCUAAUACAUUGUGCAAGCAAAUCUCUUGGCAGCAUUCUGCUAAUGGUCUGAUUAUCGUGGACCGCGAUGAGCAAACCCCUUUCAUCGGAGUGGUGACCGGAAGAGUAUCAUCUUUCAAUCUCAAGUGUGGCACCAGUGGCAAUUAUCUCAAGAAAGGCGCCCUUGAGAAAGCCAAAUACCAGCUCCAUCUUGUCCGUCCGACUGACAAGAUCUUGGCUCAUGACUUUGACACUGUCAUCCGUAAUCUUGAGACUAUGCAGAAGGCAGCAGGGACAACAGGCGAUCACAGAAAUAUGGUGAUUCGUGACGUGACAGGCGAAAUGCUCCGUGUGGUGGCGAACGUAUUUGAGCCUAGGAAUGUUCGAAUUCCCGAUUCUCCUCAUGGCCGGCGUGUUCCUAAUGCUCCGUUGAUGGAUGAAGUCACUGACAAAUGGCCCAUCGCACCUGAUCAUGAGGAUGAUUUCAUUCGCAUCAAGUAUACUCAUGAGGCCGUUCCUCUUCCAGUGUUCCAAGACGGCAAAGCCAUUCAGCCAUUGGAGAUCAACCGCGCGUUAGAAGGAGCUUUGGUGGAGAUUUAUUUGUCGAUUCAUCACUGGCAUUUUUCAGGAUACGACAGCUUCCAAGCAAAAAUGGAGAAAGUGAUCAUCCUUCAUCCUACUGCCAGUAUCCCAGGUAAACAUCAUUUGCCCGAACCUAAGGAGGGCGAAGGUACAGAAGAAGAGCCGCCGCAUAAGAGAACUGAGAAAGCGGGUGAGGCAAGUGGUUCAAAUGUCUGA
This is a messenger RNA of Suillus discolor, 837 nucleotides long. RefSeq lists its product as uncharacterized. The record is from RefSeq and is a predicted model, not a curated record. The transcript is spliced from 2 exons. Bases 1 to 837 code for a protein of 278 amino acids. Lineage: Eukaryota; Fungi; Basidiomycota; Agaricomycetes; Boletales; Suillaceae.